This is a messenger RNA of Xenopus tropicalis (tropical clawed frog), 2513 nucleotides long. RefSeq names its product provisional ortholog of solute carrier family 7 member 6. Gene Ontology annotation, cellular component: plasma membrane; membrane. Gene Ontology annotation, biological process: L-alpha-amino acid transmembrane transport; transmembrane transport. The transcript has 10 exons. Bases 544 to 2055 code for a protein of 503 amino acids. The record is from RefSeq and is a predicted model, not a curated record. Gene Ontology annotation, molecular function: transmembrane transporter activity. NCBI's taxonomy places the organism in Eukaryota, Metazoa, Chordata, Amphibia, Anura, Pipidae.
ACUUGUCUCAGAAUAUCACUCUCUAUAUUAUUUGAAAAGUUAAUUUAUGACUUAUAAUUAAAGAACAAGUAAAACCAAAAGUAAAUAUAGUAAGAAAAGGGCCACCCAUUGCCUAAGUGUCAUUGUCAGUGGCCCUUGUGCCUAUAUUUAUUACUAUUUAUGUUAUUUAUAUAUAUUUUAAUCAUUAUCCUUGUGUUCCCAGCACCUAGGUCACAUGUUUAUUACCGACAAAUCUUUGUACACAGUAAAUUUUGUCGUGCUUAACAUACAGUACAUCCUGAAUGACAGAAACAGAUGCUGAAUCAUCCUGUCCCCGUGGCACCCUGACAAGAAAGUAAUAACCAUAUCAAGUAUAUCAGCUGCUGGUUCCACUACGUCCCAUGUCCCAUCAGAACUGACAGCAAGUGUUGCCGUACAGAUGGAAAACUAAAGAAACAAGAGAAGAACUUGCGUACAAUACCGGCAUAUAAACCAUCCCUUUACAUAAUAAAUAAAGGGUUUAUAUCUUCAGAGGUCAAGUGAGGCAAUGGGCAUAAUCUGAGGAUGUCAACAUUGUGGGAUUUAUUUUGCUCCAGGAAAAUGCAUACAAAAAGUAAAGAAAAGAGAGCAAAUGGAGGACCGGGGAAAAAUGAACCUGAAAAAAUGCAGAUGAAGCAAGAAAUCACGCUGUUUAAUGGUGUUUCUUUAAUUGUUGGAAAUAUGAUUGGCUCUGGGAUAUUUGUAUCCCCCAAAGGAGUUCUUAUGUACAGCACCUCAUUCGGACUCUCUCUCAUUAUCUGGGCACUUGGAGGAAUGUUUUCCAUGUUCGGAGCUUUGUGCUACGCGGAGCUGGGUACCUCUGUUAUUAAAUCCGGGGCAAGCUAUGCAUAUAUCCUUGAAGCCUUUGGCGGUUUCAUUGCCUUCAUCAGACUCUGGUCUUCCCUGUUAAUAAUAGAACCCACAACACAGGCCAUUAUCGCCAUUACGUUUGCAAAUUAUAUUGUGCAGCCAAUUUUUCUAUCCUGUCAACCACCUUAUGCAGCUGUUCGACUGAUUGCAGCAGCCUGCAUUUGCACCUUAACGUUUAUUAACUGUGUCCACGUGAGAUGGGGGACGAGAGUACAAGACGUGUUCACCUAUGCCAAGAUAAUGGCUCUCAUUAUGAUUAUAUCAGUGGGUCUAGCUAAAAUUGUGCAAGGUGAAAGUGAUAAUCUAAAGAAUCCAUUUGAGGGAUCAACUACAAACAUAGGCUCUAUGGCUCUUUCCCUCUAUUCUGCCUUGUAUUCCUACUCUGGGUGGGACACUUUGAAUUUUGUUACAGAAGAGAUGAAACAUCCAGAAAGGAAUCUUCCUCUAGCUAUUGCAAUUUCAAUGCCCGUUGUUACUAUAAUAUACCUUCUAACAAACGUAGCUUAUUACGCAGUACUGGAUAUGCCUGAUGUUCUUGCAAGUGAUGCUGUGGCAGUGACAUUUGGCAAUGAAGUGCUGGGAUAUGCUAAGUGGCUGAUUCCGAUAGCAGUUGCAAUGUCUUGCUAUGGUGGAUUAAAUUCUUCAAUUAUUGCUGCUUCAAGACUGUUCUAUGUUGGAGCAAGACAAGGCCACCUCCCUGCAAGUCUGAGCUUGAUUCAUGUGGAGAACUUUACACCAGUGCCAGCUCUUCUCUUCAAUGGACUAAUAGCCAUCCUCUAUCUACUUGUGGAAGAUGUGUUUCUGCUUAUAAACUAUUAUAGUUUCAGUUACUGGCUAUUCGUGGGACUCUCUGUCGCCGGGUUAAUAGUUUUACGAAUCACUCAGCCUCAAAGGGAACGUCCUGUCAAGGUAAAUCUUUUCUUUCCUGUGGUUUACUGCCUUUGCAGCCUUUUCCUGGUUUUUGUCCCAAUAUACUGUGAUACAACCAAUUCACUGAUUGGAAUUGGGAUUGCCCUUUCUGGAAUUCCAACAUUUUUUUUGGGUGUUUACUUGCCAGAAGAGAAACGACCAAAAUGUUUUGCUUGGAUCUGCGCAUCAAUAACAAAAUAUGUACAGCUCUUGUGCAAUUGCUGCCUGACUGAUCUCGAUGAAGAAAAGAAAAGUUAAGGUUACGACGAUUAAAGAAAUAUGAAUGCACUUACUCUAAGCGGGAUUUCUAAACUGCAUUUCAGACAUCGAGAAAUUGCACUAUAUAUAAGGCAUGAUGUAUUUAAUCAUUUCAUUCUGUGUAUAUAUAUAAUACAUAUCUUUUAUUUACUCUAUUUUGCAUUGGGUUGAUGUAUAUAUGGUACGUCUCAGCAUAGUUAUGAUCAAAAGCAGAGAACUGUAAUGUAAAUAUAGCACUGCUGUUCCUUUAAACUGAAAUGUUUUAUGAAAUGCAUUGCUCAGCAUUACCGUUAUUAUUCUGAUCCCAUUGUUCUGACUUUGAGCUCUUGGUUUCAGAACCAAUAGUUCUUGUUUUCUCACUAAUUGUUGUCUGCAGGCAGCCUGGUGAUGUAUACUUACACAUAGUAAAUAUAUUGUAUGUACCAAGUUUAAUAUAAUAAAGUAUUUCCGCCAUCUGA